Umbelopsis ramanniana AG is the source of this 1440-nucleotide messenger RNA. RefSeq lists its product as uncharacterized. Gene Ontology annotation, cellular component: cytosol. The transcript has 3 exons. Bases 1 to 1245 code for a protein of 414 amino acids. Gene Ontology annotation, biological process: L-threonine catabolic process; glycine biosynthetic process. Gene Ontology annotation, molecular function: L-allo-threonine aldolase activity. Lineage: Eukaryota; Fungi; Mucoromycota; Umbelopsidomycetes; Umbelopsidales; Umbelopsidaceae. The record is from RefSeq and is a predicted model, not a curated record.
AUGUCAAUCCUCGCAAGUCUCCGUCCAGCUACUCGUUCCUUGGCCCAUAUCCGUGCUUUCUCUAGCACUCCGGUCCACAAGCUCUACAUUCAAAGUAACCUUCAAAAUGACCAGACUCAUCCUAACUUGGCCUCUCCUAUGGACCCCAACGCGAAAGUCUAUGACUUUAGAAGCGAUACAGUCACUGCCCCUACUGACGAGAUGUUUGAUAUCAUGAAGUCGGCUUCAAGAGGCGACGAUGUUUUCCAGGAGGACUACAAUGUAAAUGACCUCGAGCACUUUGUUUCAUCCAUCACUGGUCAUGAAGCUGGUAUGUUCUGCGCUAGUGGCACUAUGUCCAACCAGCUUGGUUUGCGUACACAUUUGCAGCAACCACCCCACUCUGUCCUCUGUGAUCACCGUUCUCAUGUGUUCCUGUGGGAAGCUGGCGGUAUUUCUUUCCAUUCCCAGGCAAAUGUAAGCCCAGUCUACGCCCAUAACGGUGUUCACAUCACUGCUGAAGAGGUUAUCAACAACAUUGUUGAGGAAGAUCUUCAUACCGCUCCUACUAAGGUUGUCUCUUUGGAAAAUACUUUGAAUGGUAUGAUCUUUCCUAUUGAAGAGAUCAAGCGCAUUAGUGAGCAUGCUCGCGCACGCGGUAUCAAGAUGCAUCUCGAUGGCGCUCGUUUGUGGAACGCUCAUCAGGAGACUGGAGUACCUCUCUCAGAGUAUGGUAGAUACUUUGACUCCAUGUCCUUGUGCUUAUCCAAAGGUGUAGGUGCUCCCAUCGGUUCCAUCCUUGUAGGCGAUGCCAAGUUCAUUCGUAAAUCAAGACACUUCCGCAAGCUCUUUGGUGGUGGUUGGCGUCAAGCCGGUGGUAUGGCUAAGGUUGCAAAGCACUGUAUCGAGAACAUUGUUCCUACUAUGCCACAAACCCAUAAGAUUGCUCGUCGUCUUGCCAAUGAACUACAAGACAUGGGUAUCACGCUUACCUUCCCUCAAAUGACCAACAUGGUAUUUAUCAACACUGCUUCCGCUGGUGUUACUAUCAACGAUAUUCUUCCUGCUCUCCUCAGACGUAAUAUCAAGAUUGGCGGCAAUGGUACUACUUCAAGAUUAGUCCUUCAUCAUCAAAUCAAUGAUGAAGCAGCUGACAUCCUUCUCGAUACCUUGAGGGAUGUCAUCGCCCACAAGAAAAGUUUGGGCGCGCGCCCAGUCAGCGCUUCAGAAAUCAAACAAGAUGCCGUCAAGGCAUACACACAGUAGAUACAUCUACUUGUACAGAUACCAAUCUUGUGGCAUUGAAGGACAAUCACAUAGUAAUUUAAAGCUUGCACGCGCAUGUGCAGCGGAUGUAUAUUAGCAACAUCAACCCAUUCUUGCAAUAAACCAACAAUUCAUUCUUCACCAUGUUGGUAUUAACGGAAACGUUACUACCACCUACAUAUGGUGAAGCAAAAC